Xiphophorus hellerii (green swordtail) is the source of this 2012-nucleotide messenger RNA. Its product is annotated as myelin and lymphocyte protein-like. Lineage: Eukaryota; Metazoa; Chordata; Actinopteri; Cyprinodontiformes; Poeciliidae. The record is from RefSeq and is a predicted model, not a curated record. The coding region runs from base 593 to 895 and encodes 100 amino acids. The transcript is spliced from 5 exons.
ACGCCCACACCCAAGCACUCUCGCUCUCCUCCUCUCUCUUUUCGCGGAGCCGGGGGAGAAACCGGGAAGGGAAGAAUGAGGAAGAGGUCCGCUGCGCCGCGCGCCUCCUCUCAGCGAAUGCGGGUUUGCUGAUGAAGCGCCGCUCCGGUCAUCCGAUCAUACAGGUCACUCAGGUCGCGCUGCAUGGAAACGAGGAGUAGGCAAGAAGAGCGAAAGAUAAGGGCAGCAAAUAAGGGGUGGGGGAAAAAGAAACCCCAGUGUGCAUGGGAAUUCGGACUACUCUUCCCUCCCUUUGUGCGUCUCGGUGGUUGGAUACGCUGUCUUGACUAGCGUAUAAGAGCUGCCUGAGUCUCCAUUACCGUUCCCCACUACGGGCUUUACCUCCGCCACCACUCCUCCUCCACCGCCUCCUGCUUUUACUCCUUCGACUUGCUCGCAUCGCAGAAGAGCCGUUUUACUACUUAACUGCGAACCGUCAACUCCGGAUCGAGAAGAGACAGCGGUAAGCAGACAAGUCCAUCGAUGUAACCAGAGGGUGAUUUCUAAAUGCCUCCAGCAGUUGUCCGUCCUGGUCUUCAGCGGCUGUUGAUCCAUGAUGAAACAUGACAUUUGUAGGCGAGCGUGGACUUGCAUGCAUCAAAAACAACUGAGGAGCAAGAUUGCCUCUGUGGUGAAAAGGGAUGCUGGUUUUCAUUUUGUGGCGGCGGUUUUCUACCUCAGUGCGUCGGUGGUGUUAGCCUACAUCACCAUUGUGAUAGGGAACGUUUCAACAGUUGGUAUAGACGUACUGAAGACCUACCGACUUGACAUUUCUGCAGUGGUGACGUCCCAUGUGGCUACUCUCCUCUACUUCCUCCACGCCAUUUUCUCUGCCAUCCGAUGGAAGAGAGCCUGAAGCACAACCUGAACCCCUCCGGACGUCAAACACAAGAAGAGGCGCAGAAUAAUAAUGAAAUAUGUGAUGCAUUUUUGUUUUUCUGUUUUGUUAAAGCAAAUGGCUAAAAAAAAAAAAAAAAAAAAACUAAAUUGAUGGAACCCAUUAUGCACAAUAUAAGUUACUGUUUUGAUACGAUAAGCAGCCAUUUAGACUAGGUUUGUGUGAGAUAAACCGGAGUGACACUGCUGAUAUAAGUACGUAAAAAAUGUCAUUCUUUUGGAAAAAUGCAUUCAUUCAGACAGUCUGUGUUGUUUAACAAAUAGGGGGGAAAAAAAGAUUUUCAAUGUUUUCAUUCCAUCUAACAUUUCAUGGCAUUUGACCUUCACAAAGCAGCUUUUUUACAGCAGCAGAAACCUUUAAAACUAAACCAGAUACAAUUUUAUCAUUCACUCCAGAUGUUUUGACGUUGCUUUUCUUUUCUUUUUUUUUUUUUUUUUAUGAAAGCAAGAAAGUUACUUUUCAGGUAUUUGCCUUAUUAUUUCAUUAACUGGACAUCUAACACUCUAAAUCUGUGACACAGGGGUACCAGAACAACAUAAAGGUCAAAUCAAGGAAAAUUCUAAUAAAUUACUACUAUUAUUACUACUACUACUAAUACUACUACUAAUAAUAACAAUAGUAAUAAUAAUGACAAAAUAAAUUAGAGUCAAAUUGCAGUGGUCAAAACUUCUGUGUUUUUGUUUUUGUUUCUUUUUUUUAGAAAAAAAUAAACAAAGUUUGAUGUCUGACACAUUUCAUAAUCUAUUUCACAUCCGUCACGGUCAAGUCGACUGUGUUUGCUCUUUUUGUCUGUUUUCUUAACAUUUUAAAUGAGAAAAUCAUAAAACGAAUAAAUAAAAAUGAAAUAAAAAAAAUGAAGAGAUUAGUUUUUGAUUCACUUUUUUUAUUCCGUUCCUAGAGAACAAUCGGUGUGGUUUCCCAUUCUUAUGCGCUGUGCUGUGGAAUAAACGUUGAGAUUUUGAGAUUGUAAAUAAAUGAUUUCACUUUACAGGCAUGUUGAUAAUCCUUGUCACAAAAAUAAAUAGAUUGGAAAUUAGAAUAUCUGUUGGUCUGCUGAUUAAAUGAAAUUUAAAAA